UGAGCGCUUCUAGGCAGAUCCAACUGACACAGAGAAGCAGAAAGAAAACUCCAAAACAAAGCGACAGAAACCAGAUAAAAUGUACACACGAUCAGACAGCAUGACUCUGACUGUCCAGGAGGAGAGGUUCGCCUUUACCUCCGGGAUGACGACCCGCAGCACCCAGCCUGAGGUCUUCACCUUCGAGCGGACUCCAGCUCAAGCCACCGCCGUGCGCUCCUACGUGCCCAUCCGGCCCAAGAAGCGCUGCACACGGGUCAUGUACCCGGCCAAGGUCCGCAUGCACCUUCCGCCACCGGAGAGGAGCCAGGCCAAGCGCUGGCUUGUCAUCCUGUGCCUGGUGGUUCUGUGGCAGAUCUACACCGAGGAGCCGUGCGCAGACGCGCCGCUGGGCGCAAACGGCUCCAUCAGCGAGUACCAGGGCUUCAGCUUCCAGUCCGCCGAGGAGCAGGCCCGGCAUAUGUCGGAGCAAAGCGCUGCACCGAUACUCUGUGAGAAGACCGACGCAUCCAGAGAGCAGAACGUCCCCAGCACCGCCUGCCUCACGCCGGCCCAGCAGAGCGAAUCCACCGGCUUCGAGCAGAGCGCAGGGAAGAGCAUGGUGGCCCUGCUGGUCUACCAUACACUGGGCAACGACAGCUAAGUCUGCCCGGACUGGUACCACUGUAAACAGCCCGAAUCUGGGCUCAUAGGAUCGAUAAACUUAGCCAAACUGGAGUUGAUCCUGAGAAUCCCCGGACAGAAGCGGUGCACCCUUUGCGGUGCAGCCGGGGAGGAGGCUCCAUGCUCCGGCUUCACCCAGCCAGCAGACUCCCUCACUGCACGGGAGGAUGAACUGUCUGGAGAGAGAAUCUGGGAGAAUGACAGAACUGUGAACACUAAGAAGAAAACAGAAACUUGAACUCCAGAAAACUUGAACUGAAUCAGUGAAUCCUGCACAAAGACUCUGAUUCUGCACUGUGAGCCUGCGGGCCAACGCUGUUCCACAAGAUCCAAUGAUUCUACAUGAAAAUCUGUCUCUUGUGUAGGCUGACAUGCCUGAACCUGACACUAUGUUAUUGCUAUUCAUAUUUUUUUAUAGAUGUCUUGUUUAGUUAUUUAUUUUAUUUGCUAUUUAUUAUUUUGUAAUAAAAAAUCUUGAAAUGAA
Molecule: messenger RNA, 1147 nt
Organism: Girardinichthys multiradiatus
Lineage: Eukaryota; Metazoa; Chordata; Actinopteri; Cyprinodontiformes; Goodeidae
Gene: ier3
Product: immediate early response 3
Exons: 1
Coding region: 80-643 (187 amino acids)
Biological process (GO): negative regulation of apoptotic process
Source: RefSeq, a predicted model, not a curated record